Chiloscyllium plagiosum (whitespotted bambooshark) is the source of this 11768-nucleotide messenger RNA. The record is from RefSeq and is a predicted model, not a curated record. NCBI's taxonomy places the organism in Eukaryota, Metazoa, Chordata, Chondrichthyes, Orectolobiformes, Hemiscylliidae.
AUGGGUGACUUUGUCAAAAUGCACAAAGAAGCUUCAGGACAGGAGGCAGAUCGGGGCAGCUGUGCUUUUCUAAGACCAAAGUUGGGAAAACAGUAUGAAGCUUCCUGUGUGUCCUUUGAGCGUGUUUUGGUGGAGAGCAAGUUGCAUGGUCUCUCACCUGCUCUCUCUGAGGCCAUCCAGAGCAUAACACGUUGGGAACUGAUACAGGCUGCUUUGCCACAUGUACUCCACUGUACAGCUACACUACUGUCAAACCGGAAUAAACUUGGCCAUCAAGAUAAACUUGGUGUUGCAGAGACAAAGCUUCUCCACACACUGCAUUGGAUGCUCCUGGAUGCUCCUUUUGAAUGCAGCAAUGAGACUGCAACUGCCUUUGGGACUUCACGAGGAGGAGGGUCCAGCUGGUCUGGAAGCAGCAGCGCUUUUGUUCACCAAGUGGAGAAUCGUGGGUCUCCAGGCCAGCCUGGACAAGGAAGUGUCACAGAGGAGGAGGAGCAUACAAGACCCAAGCUAUUCACAAACUCGAUGGCCACUGUCGAAUUGUUCGUCUUCUUGUUUGCACCUCUUGUCAAUAGAAUUAAGGAAUCAGACCUUACCUUUCGCCUGGCUAGUGGUCUUGUGAUUUGGCAGCCAAUGUGGGAGCACAGGCAUCCUGAAGCACCAGCAUUUACUGCUUUGGUAAAACCGAUCAGAAAUAUUGUUACAGCUAAACGAACUUCACCCUUAAACAACAGAGGAACAUCUUGUGACUCUGAUAAAGCUGGAAAAACAGAUUUCCAAGUGGUUUGUGAGACUGUUCAGCUUGACUCUGUACCUCCAGAGACCAGGAAGCAAAGCUGCCAUCAAAGAAAUUCAUUUGAAACAGCAGAAGCCUCUCAGGACAAAGGAACCUCAAACUCCAGAACUUCAAUGACCAUACCACUAAGUCAGAAAUCUCGGUAUGCCACCUAUUUUGAUGUUGCCGUAAUGCGCUGUCUGCUGCAGCCCCAUUGGUCUGAAGAAGGUAUUCACUGGGCACUGAUGUAUUCCUUACAAAGGCUUCGACAGAUUCUAGAGGAGAAGCCAGAUAGACCCUCUGAGCCUGAAAUAACUCACUUACCCAGACCACGCAGUAGUUCCAUGGUAGCUGCAGCUCCUUCGCUGGUUAACACUCAUAAAACACAGGAUCUUACUAUGAAGUGCAAUGAAGAGGAAAAAUCCCUCAGUUCUGAAACAUUUUCUAAGGUGUCUGUGACAAACUUGAGACGACAAGCUGUUCCAGACCUUUCUAGUGACCUUGGAAUGAAUAUCUUCAAAAAGUUCAAGACUCGGAAAGAGGAGCGUGAGCGGAAAGGCUCGAUCCCCUUCCAUCACCCGGGUAAAAAGCGGCAGCGGCGAAUGGGGAUGCCAUUCCUCCUUCAUGAGGAUCAUUUAGAUGUGUCACCAACCCGAAGCACGUUUUCAUUUGGAAGCUUUUCUGGAGCUGGAGAAGAAAGGCGUGGUUUGGAGAGAGGCGGGUGGCAAGCUACAAUACUGGGGAAAUUUACACGCCGAGGGAGUUCAGAUACAGCAACAGAAAUGGAAGGCAUGAGUGCUAAGCAUUCCCAUUCCCAUCAUACCUUGCUGAGUGAUAUACCUGAUCACUCCAACAGUCAUGGAGAUAACACAGUUAAAGAAGUGAGGUCACAAAUUUCCACAAUUACUGUAGCCACUUUCAACACCACAGUCGCUUCCUUCAAUGUGGGAUAUUCUGAUUUCUUCAGUGAACACAUGCGAAAGUUGUGUAACCAAGUGGCUAUACCUGAACUGCCCCAUGAGCCACUGGCAUGUGCCAACCUGCCUCGAAGUCUGACUGAUUCCUGUAUCAACUACAGCAGCCUUGAGGAAACAGAAAACAUGGAAGGCACUAACUAUUUUGUCAAGAAAAAUGGAAUGCUUGAUCUUGGGGUCAUUCUUAAAGCGUUGUUUGUGGUACUUAACCACGAGAUCAGUUCUCGUAUAUGUGAUGUGGGGCUAAAUAUCAUUGACUGCCUACUGCAGCUGGAAGUGGUUCCUUCAGGAGAUAAAACUUACAAAACUGAAGAAAAUAAGGAGAAUAACGCCGAUGAGAAAUGGCGGAAAGAAGCAGUCAGCCAGCGAGCAGCACCAGCAGGAUCAUCCGGGGCAUUUGGAGCGCCACCAGAGGAUGGAAAUGGAAGUGCAAGUGGAGGUGGAGACAGUGGCGGAGGAGGUGGAGGUGGUGGUGGAGAUGAUGGAGACAAAAAGAGCAAAAACCAGGAGGAGGAUGAAGAUACCGCGGGCAACAUUCAUAAACUUACUUUAACAAUGCUGAUCAAAAUAGUGAAGUCACUGGGAUGCGCAUAUGGUUGUGGUGAGGGCCACCGUGGGCUGUCAGGAGAUCGCCUCCGCCUUCAAGCACAGAACUGUCUUACUAAAUUGUACAAACUUAGCAAAGUACAGUUUCGUCAAACUCUGCGGGAAUAUGUGAACAAGGAUUCCUUGAACAAUGUAGUGGACUUCUUGCAUGCGUUGCUAGGGUUUUGCAUGGAACCAGUUACUGACACACUAGGUAUUCAGAUCCGAUCAGCUGGGGGUUGCAACGUCCACUUUAGGCGCCCCAGCCUCUUUGAAACAGGAAAAUUGGUGGCUCCAAUCGGGAGGCCUACCACAGACAAGGCUGGAUUUGGAAAUAAUUUUACCACUGGGGAUAGUAAAUCAGCUGCACGAAGUAUGGAAGCAAUAAUUGUGAGCUGCAUGUUCAAGCCUCUGAUCACACGAUGUGCAUCCACUACACAUGAAUUGCACAGUGCUGAGAAUCUGGGGCUAUAUUGUGACAUUCGUCAACUUGUUCAAUUCAUCAAAGAGGCCCAUGGGAAUGUUUUUAGAAGGGUGGCACUAAGUGCUCUCCUUGAUAGUGCAGACAAGGUAACACCAGGCAAGAAACCUGAAGAAACUGAAGAAAAAAAAGUGUCAGUCAGCAAAAGAGUUGAAGGAGGAUUAAGCACUGAUAAAGCUCAGGCCUCAGCGGCACCAGAUGAAUGCCGAAGUCUUGUCUCCAGUCGUCCUCCUCAGACUCCAGAGCAUGAAGAACAAAUUCCAGGAGCUCUUUUGGGUCGAAAAGACUUUUGGCGCAAAAUGUUUAAGUCUCAAAGUGCUGCGAGCGACACAAGCAGCCAAUCUGAGCAAGACACCUCUGAAUGCACAACGGCUCAUUCUGGAACCACCACAGACAGACGCUCACGGUCACGGUCUAGAAGAAUUUCUCUGAGAAAAAAACUCAAACUUCCCUUAGGAAACUGGCUGAAACGUUCUUCGUUGUCAGGGUUAACUGAUGGUGUUGAAGACCUCCUGGACAUAAGCUCUGUAGACAGAUUGUCAUUUAUACGGCAGAGUUCAAAGGUUAAGUUUAACAGUGCAGUUAAGCUCUCAGAAGCUGAGGGCUUGGAGGAUGGACGAGAUGAAGAGGAGAACUUCUUCAAGCGUCUUGGUAAAUGGCGCUCUGGGCGAAGGAAUCCAUCUAAGCUUCAUCACGCAGAAGAAAAAGAUGGCUGUCGUAGCUUUGAAGAACACCUUGCAGCCAGCCAAGAAGGAAGUAAAAAUAAAAAUAUUGUGAAUCUUGGAGCGAUUAGACAGGGAAUGAAACGGUUCCAGUUCCUUUUAAACUGCUGUGAACCUGGCACAAUUCCUGAUGCCUCCAUCCUUGCUGCAGCUCUUGACCUGGAAGCACCCGUGGUAGCAAGGGCAGCACUAUUCCUGGAGUGUGCCCGGUUUGUACACCGUUGCAAUCGUGGAAACUGGCCAGAAUGGAUGAAGGGACAUCACGUUAAUAUCGCUAAAAAGGGUUUAUCCCGAGGAAGAUCACCUGUGGUUGGAAAUAAGCGUAAUCAGAAAUUACAGUGGAAAGCAGCAAAACUCUUCUGCCAGUGGGGUGAGGCUAUUGGGAACAGGCUGAAUGAACUGUGCCAUACAGAGAGUGAAAGCCCAGCAAACAUACUGAGUUUCAUUUAUGAUGAUGAGACUAAACGAAGAUUGAGGAAAGAAGAUGAAGAAGAAGACUACCUUGACGACAAUACUGUUAACCCCACCAAAUGUGGCUGUCCAUUUGCAUUAAAGAUGGCGGCAUGCCAACUUCUUCUAGAGAUAACAACAUUCCUUCGGGAAACCUUUCCCUGUUUGCCUCGACCACGUACGGAGCCUCUUGUUGAUUUGGAAAGCUGCCGACUCCAUCUGGAUCCUGAACUAGAUCGGCACAGAUAUGAACGGAAAAUCAGUUUUGCUGGAAUUAUUGAUGAUGAUCAAGAUUCAAAGGAUUCGCCACAUAGCAGCAGUCAUACCCUCAAAUCGGAUACAGCCUGUGAAGAGAAAAAAGGAGCAAGCAGAAAAGUAAGACCAGGAGGCUCACGUCUACUUCAGAUAAAGGGGGCACGAAGUUUUCGAGUAAAGAAGGGUGGUUCCUUAUCAAGCAUACGCCGAGCUGGAAGCUUGAAGAGCACAAAGCUUUCACGGCAGGACUCUGAGUCUGAAAAUGAAGAAGUUCUAUUAUCUCAAAGCCAUGACACAGUUACUGACAUUGGCAGCCCCUGGAGUACAAGUGAACCUAGUAUUGAACCAGAAGGACUGAGCACAGUUGGAACAGAAGAAAAUUACCAUAGAAACAUGACAUGGUUGCCAGUUAUGAUUUUACUGUGCAGCCAACAAAGCUUCAUCUGCUGCCAUAUUGAUUACUGCCACCCUCGCUGUUAUCAGCAUCACAGCCGAUCUUGCGCUCGGCUUGUGCGGGCAAUCAAGCUCCUGUAUGGAGACACUGUGGAUUCAGUCCGAGAUGAUGACACUACAAACAAAGUAGGCUUGAGGGCCAAGAAAUCGAAAGAGUGCUCUGAGAAAUCAUGUUUACGUACACCUUCUUUAAAAAAACGAAUACCUGUUACAAGUUUGGAAGGAAAAAAGGAUUCUGGAAUGUUGAAAUAUAUCAGGACUCAGGUGAUGAGUCUGUCUCCAGCCCCACUGUCUUUGUUGAUCAAAGCAGCUCCUAUACUGACUGAAGACAUGUACAAUGAUGUACAGCCUGCAGCAUGGGAACUUCUCCUCAGUGUGGAUGAACACAUGGCUGCUGCAGCUGCGGCCAUGUUCCUAUUGUGUGCAGUUAAAGUACCUGAUGCUGUAUCAGAUAUGAUGAUGUCUGAAUUUCACCACCCAGAAGCAGUACAACGCAUCAAUGCCAUUGUGAAAUUUAAUACACUCUGGAGAUUCAGGUACCAGGUUUGGCCACGUAUGGAAGAAGGUGCUCAGCAGAUCUUUAAGAUUCCACCACCAAGUAUAAACUUCACCUUACCUUCUCCAAUUUUGGGUAUGCCAUCUAUACCGAUGUUUGAUCCACCUUGGGUUCCCCAGAGUACUGGCCGUGUGCAGGAUCCAAUCAGUGAAGAUCAGUCUAAAUCGUUUUCCGCUCGUGCGGUUUCCCGGUCCCACCAGCGAGCUGAGCAUAUUUUGAAGAACUUGCAGCAGGAAGAGGAGAAGAAGCGACUUGGUCGUGAGGCCAGCCUGAUCACAGCCAUUCCUGUCACACAAGAGGCCUGCUAUGAACCGAGCAACACGCCACCUCCCGAACUGGAGGAGGAAGUUGAAGAUGCGGCUAAUUUAGCUUCCCGCCGACUGUCUGUCAGUCCAUCCUGCACGUCCAGUACAUCCCAUAGAAAUUACUCAUUCCGUCGAGGCUCGGUAUGGUCAGUACGGUCAGCAGUCAGCGCUGAAGAUGAAGAAGACGCCACAGAGAAUACUCCAACACAUCAUGUAAUACAGCCUCCCCAGGCUGUAUUUCCUGCAUGCAUCUGUGCUACUGUGCUGCCAAUUGUUCAUCUCAUGGAGGAUGGAGAGGUACGAGAAGAUGGAGUGGCAGUGAGUGCUGUAGCACAACAAGUGCUGUGGAACUGUUUGAUUGAAGACCCUGCCCUCGUCCUGCGCCAUUUUCUGGAGAAGCUCACUAUUAGCAAUCGUCAGGAUGAAUUGAUUUACAUGCUGCGAAAACUGUUGUUAAAUAUUGGAGAUAUGCCAGCUCAAACCUCCCACAUUCUCUUCAACUACCUGGUUGGUCUGAUCAUGUAUUUUGUCCGCACUCCUUGUGAAUGGGGCAUGGAUGCAAUCUCAGCCACUGUCACCUUCCUGUGGGAGGUUGUUGGUUAUGUCGAAGGACUUUUCUUCAAAGACCUCAAACAGACAAUGAAAAAGGAACAGUGUGAAGUCAAACUGCUGGUUACAGCCUCUAUGCCAGGCACAAAGACUUUAGUUGUCCAUGGACAAAAUGAAUGUGAUAUUCCAACGCAACUUCCUGUUCAUGAGGAUACACAGUUUGAAGCUGUUCUCAAGGAGUGCUUGGAAUUUUUUAAUAUUCCUGAAGCUCAGUCAAACCACUACUUUUUGAUGGAUAAGCGUUGGAACCUGAUACAUUAUGCAAAAACGUACGUACGAGAUAUUUAUCCAUUUCGGCGAUCAGUCUCACCACAGUUAAACCUUGUCCAUAUGCUUCCUGCAAAAGGGCAAGAACUGAUCCAGAAACAGGUCUUUACUCGGAAACUGGAGGAGCUCGGUCGGGUAAUGUUUCUGAUGUCACUUACGCAGCACAUACCUUCCGCACACAAGCAAUCCCAUGUAUCCUUGUUGCAAGAGGAUCUUCUCAGGCUUCCAUCAUUUCCUCGAAAUGCAGUUGAUGCAGAAUUUUCACUGUUCGCUGAUCCUCAAGGUAAAGAAUUAUUUGGACUGGAUACCCUUCACAAGAGUAUGUGGAUCAAACUAUUGGAGGAGAUGUUUUUGGGUAUGCCCAGCGAAUUUCCCUGGGGAGAUGAGAUUAUGCUCUUCCUGAACGUCUUUAAUGGGGCUUUAAUCCUUCAUCCCGAAGAUAGUGCGUUGCUUCGUCAAUAUGCUGCUACAGCUAUCAAUACUGCAGUGCACUUCAACCAUCUUUUUUCUCUGAGUGGCUAUCAGUGGAUCCUUCCUUCCAUGCUUCAGGUCUAUGCUGAUUAUGAAAGCAAUCCAUUGCUACGCCAAGCAAUUGAAUUUUCUUGUCGACAGUUUUAUAUUUUGCAUCGAAAGCCUUUUAUUCUCCAAUUGUUUGCGAGUGCAGCACCCUUACUGGAGUUCUCAGAUGUUACAACGAGUGGAUCGGCCAAAGGUGUGUCUUCUCAAUGUCUGUUUGACCUUUUGGUGUCUUUGGAGGGUGAUACACAAGAUACGUUGGAUGUACUGGAAUUAGUGAAAGCUGAGAAACCACUCAAAUCUCUUGAUUUCUGCUAUGGAAAUGAAGAUCUUGCCUUCUCUAUCAGUGAAGCUAUAAAGCUAUGUGUUACUGUAGUUGCAUACGCACCGGAAUCACUUAGAAGUCUUCAAAUGCUGAUGGUGCUCGAGGCACUGGUUCCCUGCUACUUGCAGAAACUGAAGAAGCAAACCAUUCAAUUGGAGUCAUCAUCCGCAGCACGGGAUGAAAUCACUGCUAUUGCUUCACUAGCCACAUCCUUACAAGCCCUAUUAUAUAGUGUUGAAUCUCUCACCAGACCAAUGACAGCUCCUCAAAUGAGCAGAUCCGACCAAGGUCAUAGGGGAGCUCCGACAGCCAACCACGCCAUGUCUGGAGGGGCCAAUACGAGAGAUAACCUUCAUUUGUUAGAAGAGGGCCAGAGUCUGCCAACUGAAGAACUGGAUGAGCGUAUAGCAAGAGAGGAAUUUCGCAGGCCUCGGGAGUCUGUACUAAACAUUUGCACUGAAUUCUUCAAGCACUGCGGCCCUAGGUUGAAAAUUCUUCAGAAUAUGGCUGGAGAACCAAGGGUUACCACUCUUGAAUUACUUGAUGUGAAGUCACAUAUGAGGUUGGCCGAAAUUGCACAUUCCCUUCUAAAGCUUGCACCAUAUGACACCCAAACAAUGGAGAGCCAUGGGCUUCGGAGAUACAUCAUGGAAAUGCUUCCAAUCACCGACUGGACUGCAGAAGCUGUGCGGCCAGCUCUCAUUCUAAUCUUAAAGAGAUUAGAUCGGAUGUUUAAUAAGAUUCACAAGAUGCCAACCUUAAGGCGCCAGGUGGAGUGGGAAGCCGCAAGCAGUUUAAUUGAAGGCAUUUGUAUCACCCUCCAAAGGCAGCCAAUCAUUUCAUUCCUGCCGCAUCUCAGGUCAUUGAUUAAUGUUUGUGUCAAUUUGGUAAUGGGUGUGGUUGGACCUUCCAGUGUUGCCGAUGGCCUGCCUCUUCUGCACUUGAGUCCAUAUCUUUCUCCACCGCUACCUUUCAGCACAGCUGUUGUUAGGCUCGUCGCAUUACAGAUUCAGGCUUUGAAAGAAGACUUCCCAUUAAGUCAUGUGAUUUCCCCGUUUACUAAUCAAGAAAGAAGGGAAGGCAUGCUCCUGAAUCUUCUGAUACCGUUUGUGCUAACAGUUGGAACGGGGAGCAAAGACAGUCCGAAUUUGGAGCAGCCUGAGGUUUUUCUGCUGUUACAGACCGUAAUCAAUAUCCUCCUCCCACCACGAAUAAUCAGCACUUCCCGCAGCAAGAACUUCAUGCUGGAAAACUCUCCAGCCCACUGCUCCACCCCAGGGGAUGCUGGGAAGGAUCUUCGCCGAGAAGGGUUGGCGGAAUCCACGAGUCAGGCUGCUUACUUAGCAUUAAAGGUGAUCCUCGUCUGCUUUGAGCGCCAUUUGGGUAGUCAAUGGUACAAACUUAGUUUGCAAGUUAAAGAAAUGGCACUGCGGAAAGUUGGCGGUCUGGCGAUGUGGGAUUUCAUUGACUUUAUCGUGAGAACAAGAAUCCCUAUCUUCAUUCUUCUGCGCCCUUUUAUCCAAUGUAAGCUGUUAAGUCAACCAGCAGAAAAUCAUGAAGAAAUGACUGCAAGACAUCACAUUGUGGACCAGCUCGAGCGCCGGUUCAUUCCGAGACCACUCUGCAAGAGCUCACUAGUUGCUGAGUUUCACAGUGAAUUAAAAAUCCUGAAGGAGGCCGUGCACAGUGGAUCAGCAUACCAAGGCAAACCUUCCAUCAGCACUGUGGGAACCUCCACAUCAGCUUACCGCUUGAGUCUGGCCACCAUGUCUCGUUCAAACACGGGGACAGGCACUGUGUGGGAGCAGGACAGCCAACCUUCUCAUCAGGCCUCUCAGGACACACUAAGCAGGACUGAUGAGGAGGAUGGUGAAAAUGACACCGUAAGCAUGCCCAGCGUUGUUAGUGAACAGGAAGCAUAUUUGGCUAGCAGUAGUAGAGGGCGUCGUCGAUUUUCAAGUCAUGUCUCGAGCAUAUCUGCUCCUCAGCCAGACUCGGGCCUCAGAAUUUUGCCCAGUAACAGUGAACCUAAUGUCCUCGAUGAAUCCCAGGGGCUGGCUGCUGAGAUUAACCUUUCUAGGGUAGCAAGCGUUCAAAGUGAACCUGGGCAGCAAAAUCUGCUUAUACAACAACCAUUGGGCAGAAAGAGAGGUCUCCGGCAGCCACGCCGUGCUCUGCUCUCUCGUCCAAAGUUACAAGCUGAAGUAAGAGGACGGCAGGGUGCCCGGUUGUCCACAACAAGACGCAGCAUUCAGCCAAAACCCAAAUCACUGGAGCAAAAGAGGUCAGUAACCUUCACUGAAAUGCAACAGGAUACCCUGGCUCCUCAGCAACAAGCAACAAUCGCCGAGGGGAAGGAAAACGCUGCAGAGCAGGCCGAGGGCAGCAAAUCAGAAUCAGCUGGGGCAUCAGCGCCUGCCACUUCACCAGUUUCAGCAGCACCGCCUAGAUCCCCUUUAAUUCAGGAUCCAAGCAAUCGAGACCACAGCCGCAGCCAGAUGAAGUCAACAUAUUCAGACUCUGAAAACAAAGAUUUAAAGAUAGAUACAAUGCUGACAAUACAAACAGAAUCUGCACAUCAGGCCCCUGUCUCUGCCAGUGAUGACCUUACAGGGCUUGAAGCAAGCAGCUUACUUGAACAUACGGACACUGUCCUGCAUAUCAGUGAAGAGAAUGUUCCAGAAAACCCUCUUCGUUCUGAUCAAUUCAAUUUGUUGCAUAUGGAAACUGGUAAGAUUGACAAAAGUCUGGAUGAUUCCCAUACCUGAGGCCAUUCUUUUCUUGAACUAGCCCAUCCAUUGUCCUACAUUAUUACUGUGGUUCAAAUGCUUUGAUUCCUGUCUUCUUUAGUAAGUAAUAACGUACCUUGUUUGCCUGUCGUUUGUGUUUACUUAAUUAGUUUUGUGUGUUUAUCAGCGCAUUUAUUUCCUAAAUCUGCUAAUGAUCCAAGGAUAUUAAUUUAUUCUUGAUGUUUCAAGAUAUCCAGUAUUUUUAUAAAGUAAACAUUUUAGCUGAAAUGUUAGUUGCCAUUAAGUUUCACUCUCAUGAUCUGUUAAAAGUAUAUGCGCAUUGAAAAAACCUUAUGUUAAAAGAAUUUGUUGAUUCAGUAGCAACCAAAUAAUAAUGUGCCAUCGUAUUGAGUAAUCUAGUCAUUGAAACACAAAAGCUGGUUAAUCAAUUAUAAACCACAAAUGUAAUGUUGCAGUGAUUUCACGUGUGUCUCGUGUUCGUUUCAGCAUUAUGCCAUUUUAAAGUGGAAACUUUCAUAACUACAUAUGCCUUUAAAUGUAUUACAUGAUAGUUUGAUGUAAAUGCAAAUGAACUAGUUUGAUAUCAAAAGUCAGCUUAUAAUGACAAAAUAUUGAAUGCAUUUAACGUACAAUUGAGCCUAAAUUAUCUGCCUUCCUUCUCAGAAUUAUUGCAGAGCAAAGCCUUGCAAUGUGAUGUUGUGUCAGUGUAAUGUCAAUGCUUAAAGAUUGUACUUCAGAUUUUUUUCAAUACUACUUGCUUUCUUUCCAUCUUACAGUAUGCAGCAUCAAAAUGUGAAGGUUUUAAAUUAUCGGCAAGGAAAAGUUUGUGCUCUAUUAUGGCAGAUAAUACCAGUUCUGUUGUACUGUAUUUUAAUGUGACGGCCAUCUUCAGAUCACACAACUGAAGUAGACAACCUGAGCUGGUUGGAAAAAAAAUAUUUUUGAUUCAAUAAGGACCUGCCUCUGUGCAGUUUAUUUCAUUUUUUUUUGGGGGGGGGGGGGAGGUGGGAGAAUAGUUAGUUUUUCCUUGUAAUUUAGUUUUGAAGACAAUACUUUUUUCCUCCCAUUCUUUUUCCCUACCAGUGAUAUCUUGAUAGGUCUCUCAUUCCCUUUGGCCAGGAAAAUGGACAGUCACCAAAGUCCAAACCAGUCAUAUUAAGUGAUGCUUAUAUGUUAAUCCACCAAUUGAUUGAGCCAUCUUUUGUAAGUGAGUCCCAAAACAAAAGAGUAGGGGCUCAGUUUUGACUUCUGGCAGGAGUUAUAAAACCAGGAGAUGAGAAAAAGUACACACCCUCCAGCCCUCUUUAUCAUGAGGGCUACAAUUCCUAAACUGUUUUGGUCUCCCCUGUAUAGAGACAUAAUCUUUCACCCAAAUCCACAAGGAAACCCGAAGGUGGCUGAAUAAAGAUUUGAAUAGGAGGAGGAUGCAGUCUUAGAUCCAAUGGAACAGAUUUAAACAUAUGGGUAUUCUUAGGCCAUGCCAGGUUUGACCAGUCAUCUUCAUGUACAGCAGUCUUUAAAAAGAAAGCUAGAGGUGGCUGACGAUGGCUCAUUUUUUAAAAGUUUACCUUAAUACUGAUGGAGCUGGAGUACCUCCACAUUAAUGUUGUGGGCUGUUGCUGGACCACACAGCCCAAUGCCCCUUAAUUGCCUGAUUUAUUCCAGUGGCAGCCCCAUAAAUUUAGGGCAGUCCUACACAUACAAAAAGAUAGUAUUCAGCAGGAUGAUCAUUUCAUACCCAUUGU